AUGUCGCUGGCCAUUUUGCAUCCCCUGCUGCUUCUGCACAUCUCCGACCACCAGACACGCGUCAAAGGCCCGGUCGGCGGCGGCAUUCUGGGAGUAUAUGAGCCGGACUCGAAAACGUACGCUCUGUUCCUCGGAUUCGAAAUCGACACCACCGACGGCCUCCAGGAACGUCUGGCCCUCUUUCGUGAGGUGUAUCCGCAGCUGGAGUUGCUCGGGUCGUACCAGACGGCAGACCACGACACAAUUGACCUUCCGACAAAGGUCGAACCGGUGACACUGCGUGUGAAUGCCACGCACAGCGCGUUCGUCCAGGGCAAACAGAUCAAGACCGAAGUCAAGCCCACCCCGUUCGAGGAAAUCGGUCUCAACACAAUCGCCGCUGCAGACACGUCACAAAAGUCGGCGACGCAGCUCGCCAACGACGCCAAAGCCGGCCUCGACACGUUCCACGCGCGCAUCGCCAACAUCCAGACGUUUCUGCGCACGCUCGCGUCGCGCAGACCCACGCCCGUCGAGUACAACAAGCUGCGUCGCAUCAACGAGCUGAACACACAGCUGGCUCUCCUGCAGACCGAUCUGGACCCGUCUCCCAGACUCAUCGACCUGACGCUACUCUUCCACGCCAUCAGGAAGCUCGACCCGCGCGUGCCCGCCACGUUCUACACGUACGUCCCGAACAUCGACGUGGCACAGUCGCUGCUCCGGACGGUUCACUCUGUGGAGUCCUCUUUCAACAAAAGGCACAAGUACGACUGGGUGUUUGCGUACUACGCGGACCACGAGAUGUCACCGGAACUGCGUGCGCGCUUGCAGAAGCUGUGUUCCGGCCAGGUACACUUUGAACGCAUAUCGUCGCCGCACUACGAUGUGCCUGAGUCGAUCGACCAGGGGAAGCUGCACCAGGCUCUCAGACAGUCUGCCUCGGCGUCGCCCUGCUCCAAGUUUCUGCAGUACAAGCUGAAAAACCGUUUCCAGACGUACGGGUUCCAAUUCCUGCCAAUCAUGCGCAACUACAGAUACUACUGCAACGUCGAGGUCGGCUCCCAGCUGGCGUGCGACGUGGAGGACGAUUUUUUCCGGCACAUGCACUCGAACCAGCUGGUGUACGGGUUUGCGAGCGCGCCGGUCGAGUCCAGGACGCUCACCAAGUCGCUGGUGCCUGCGUUCGAGCAGUUUCUCGGUCUUUUGCCCUACAACGAGACAGACGUGCUGCCGUUUGUUUACGAAAACGAGUACACGCAAUGCAAUUUUGACUCCAACUUCGAGGUGGUGGACCUCGAGUUUUUCCGCUCGCGGGACUACGAGCGGCUCUUCCACUACCUGGACAACACCAAUGGGUUCUUCCUUGAGCGCUGGACCGACUACAACGUCAAGACGCUGGCCGUGGCGUUGUUUGUGCCUGCGUCCAAGAUCUUCUGGCUGCCCAACACCGGCGUCUCCGGCCUGCUCAACCGCAACACGUGUCCGCUGGACAAGGACGUGAGGAUCCGCAACCGCUGCGCCUGCGAUCCGGCCAAGGACUUUGCGUUUUCGCCGCAGAGCGGUCUGCGGCGCCUGUUUCACGUGCUCAACUGGGACCUGCCCGAGUCUGUGCCGCCAACAACCGCGAACGAGCUCGCUCCCAAAUUCCGCACGCCCGUCAACAAGCUCGAGGCGUAUCUGUGGACGUUCGAGUACAUGAAAAGUGAUCUAUGGUUCCGCGAGCAGUUUAUGGGGAAACCAAGGCAUAAAAGAGACACCACAUCAUGA
Molecule: messenger RNA, 1749 nt
Organism: Ogataea angusta
Lineage: Eukaryota; Fungi; Ascomycota; Pichiomycetes; Pichiales; Pichiaceae
Exons: 2
Coding region: 1-1749 (582 amino acids)
Biological process (GO): protein N-linked glycosylation; cell wall mannoprotein biosynthetic process; protein O-linked glycosylation
Cellular component (GO): Golgi apparatus; membrane
Molecular function (GO): alpha-1,2-mannosyltransferase activity
Source: RefSeq, a predicted model, not a curated record